CUCAUUUGGCCGGAAAAGUGGUUUGACCGUUUGUUUGGACGAUCAACACCGUUGAAAGUUAGUAAACUGUCCUGGUCACCGCCAUAUCAGCACCAAAGAAAUAAAAAAAAUUCAAAAUUCAAUUUUCUUUUAUUAUUUCUAUUACCUAAUUAAAAAAACGAAGAAAAAAAACAAAACAAUUAUUUUCGGCCACCCACCACAUUAUCCCCUCGCCUCUUUCCUUCUUCGAGCAAAACCAAAAAAAUUGCUAACCCUAACCAUUCUUCUUCUCUUUUCUUCCCCGACGAGCGGCAUCCUCCACGAUGUUGUACUGCGGAGCCGUGGGAUUUCUUCUUGGUGGAGAACCAGGCUCCCGAAAGCCGUCAAGCUCCGAUGUUCCCUCUGCAAUGCUCUUUUCUCCACCUGCAAUCCUUCCCGCACCGCCUCCGAGCAUCUCAAGCGCGACACUUGCCCCAAUCGGCUUCUCCUGGUCCAGCUCUGAGCAAAAUCCAAAUCGAAGAUAACGUGAAGAAGCUGAAGAGCCCCAAGACUUCUCCUGGUCCAGCUCUGAGCAAAACCCAAAUCGACUCCGCCGUUGAACAUUUAGCCGAUUGGGUCUACGAAUCGUGUGGGAUCGUUUCAUUCUCUAGCCUCGAGCAUCCAAAGUUUCGAGCUUUCCUCAACCAGGUCGGCCUCCCGCCGUGCCGUGUUUCUCACAUACUGUCCGAUGUCAAACAACGCAGAGGAUAUUUGUGGGAGACGGUUAGAAUCUGGGGGGAGUAAGGAAUCAAAAUGAUUUUGGGGGAGGUGAUGAAAUGGAAAAUGGCGAAGAGGAUCUGUAGAGGUGGAGGCCUGGAGGGAUAAUGAGUUGUGGAGGAAGAAAGAAGAACAGAGGAGGGAAUUGAGAGAUGAGUGGGGCGGAUGAGAGAUGGGGAUUUCUUUUUAUUAGUGGCAGUUUUAUUUCAUUAUUAUUAUUAUUAAUGGUAGUUGAUAGUUUGAGUUUUAUUAAUUUAUUUAAUAUUUUAUUAAUUUUUAAUGUCAACAUGGCAUCCACGUGAGCAAAACAUGUUGAUUCACUAACGUCAACACUAUUGAUCGUUUCAUUUGACGGAAAUUCACGAGUCGUGCCAAUUGAGUAUAUAUGUUGCAUAGUUGAGGCCAGGAUGUUAAUUUCUGAAACCACAGGCUAAAAUUGAUUACAUGGUCAUAGUUCGGGCCAUAAUAAGGUAUUAACCCUUCCUAUAAUGUCAUACAUAGUUUAUAACGUCAUACAUAGUUCAAUACAUGAUACACUUCCUAAAUGUACGGGAGAGAGUAACAGUCUUCGCUCUCUGGAAAAGACCACGAAACUGGAGCACAGAACUCGCAUAUUAAUGUGACAACUCCUACGUCGCUUGCAUAAUCGAUAACAGUUGUUCUAUAAUGCUUUUGCGCGGCUACCUACUGAUGUCCAAAUUGUCAGGCCAAUUGGAGACCUUCAAUGGUCCCUUGGAGUUUCGCGUGAGUGAUGGAACAGCUUCUCAGAUUAGCGGUGAAAACUUCCAAUAAGUGUAGCCUUGUCAAUCUCGCAUCGUUCCUCCAACUGCUCCCUUUUAGGUUGGUGGUAGGAACGAACCAUCUGAAUUGAAUGUAGCGGAACCAUGUAGUGUCAGUCUCCACCCCAUGUCCAUGUCUCGACUCGGCACCACGAACCCAAAUCUAGUUGUCGAGUAACGGUAACAGUGUCAGUUGAGAUUUUACUCCGGACUAUAUGAUCCUUUGACUUGUCUAAUUGGGAGUCUCUCCACCCCCUCCCCCCUUUCAGAAGAUGUCAUCAUUUCGAACUCUCUAGAAUGACCAGUAGGCUACCCUAAAGCUGACAUACAUGGAUGGUUCAUAAAAUAUGAUGAGUGAACCGAACGGAAAAGGGUACUCGAAAAAACGUGCUCCCAAUUUCGACCCAAACUUCCAAACCAACCAGAACCCCAAGCUCUCAACCCACUCCUAGCUAGCCCAACUCUAAUGCUCUUAAGCCCAAGCCCCAACCAAGGCCCAACUCACUCCCAGCCAACCAAGUUCCAUGCCCACCCCUAAUAAUUGAAACAAAAAUCAUAUCUACUAUUUUUAAUUCAGACUUUUGCAAAAUUUUGCGAAAAACUUCAUUGUUUGCUUCGUCAUAGUUUUGUUCUUUAGAUUCCAAAAAUGUGUUGGUUGUAUUUAAGUAAAUUACUCAAAUGUCAAAUGUUUCCAUCCAAGCAAAUAGUAACUAUGAAUACGAAGUCUUGUUUUUUCUUAAUUGUUACAUUAUCAAAAAUUAAGAGUUGGCUUCUUCAAAUAAAUAAAAAAAUUUAAGAGUUGGCAGCAAAAUUCUCAAUGUUAAGCAUAUUGCCGCCUAGGGCCCAUGCACCCACUACAGUCAAAUCGCUAAAUUUAGAAACACACUCCAAUCGUUUUUUUCUUCUUGCAAAACAUUCCACAGAAUCCAAUAAUGAUAUAAUAACAUAGUCAAAUGGUAGCAUACAUCAUACGUAUAAUAUACACCUUCGUUCAUUAAUGUACUUCGAUAUAAUUCGAAGAAUUAGAACCGUCGUUCAUCUUUUUUUUUUUUUACUUUAUUAAACUGAAAUAUUGUACGAGUAUAGAUAAUUGGGUACCGGUUUCACCUAUUAAAAGUUAAUAGGCAUAUUAAUUCAUGAUCUCGAUAACAAAACUCAAUAAACAUAUUAUACGACCAAUCCAAUCAUAUACACUAUUAACCAUAUUUAUGUCAUGUCAUCCAAGAAACCAUCCAACUUCGA
Molecule: messenger RNA, 2756 nt
Organism: Linum trigynum
Lineage: Eukaryota; Viridiplantae; Streptophyta; Magnoliopsida; Malpighiales; Linaceae
Source: the annotation of a GenBank genome assembly